AAAAAUUUGUUCCCCCAAACAAAAACGUCCUCCUUCCUUCUUCUCUCUUCCGGUCUUCCCCAUCCUCCUCCAUUAAACCAAUCAAGUUCAACCAAUCUCUCCACACAACGCCUCCCACUCACUCUCUUAUUUCCACUCUCAGUAGAAAACUUGCCAGAAAGGAAACAAAAAUCGGAAGAAAAUCUCUCUUCUCAUCCUCCUCCUCCUCCUCCUUGUUUCGUUCGCCGUUCCUCUGAUCUCUUGAUUGCUGUAAACGCAGAGACCUUCCUAUUUCUGUUUUGAUUGUUUCUUUUCGUUUCUGCUUCGUAACCAUGACGGACACCACGGACGAUAUCGCGGAAGAAAUGUCGUUCCAGAGCUUCGACGACGACUGCAAGCUUCUCGGAAAUCUGUUCAACGACGUGCUGCAGAGGGAAGUUGACAGCACGCUCAUGAAGAAGCUCGAAAAGAUUCGAAUCGUCGCUCAGAGUGCUUGUAAUAUGAGGUUGGCGGAGAUAGAGGACUCGGCAGAGAUGCUGGAGAAACAAGUGGCUGCGGAGAUGUCACAGUUGACAUUAGAGGAGGCCUUGACUCUGGCUCGUGCAAUUAGCCAUUACCUUAACCUGAUGGGAAUUGCCGAGACACAUCACAGGGUCCGCCGGUUAAGAAGUGCUACUCACUUAACCAGAUCUUGCGACGAUGUGUUCACUCAGCUUUUGCAGAGUGGAGUUUCUGCAGAUCAACUGUAUCAUACCGUGUGUAAGCAGGAGGUAGAAAUCGUUCUUACUGCACAUCCUACUCAAAUUAACCGGCGUACAUUGCAGUAUAAGCACGUCAGAAUUUCUCAUCUUUUAGAUUAUAAUGAUCGAACUGAUCUUACUCAUGAAGAUCGAGAAAUGCUCAUAGAAGACCUGGUCAGAGAGAUCACCUCAAUUUGGCAGACAGAUGAGCUCAGGCGUCAUAAACCAACACCAGUGGAUGAGGCCAGGGCUGGAUUGAAUAUUGUUGAGCAAUCCCUUUGGAAAGCUGUACCUCACUAUUUACGUCGAGUCAGCAAUUCCCUAAAAAAGCACACAGGAAUGCCACUACCGUUGACAGCCACACCAAUAAAAUUUGGUUCUUGGAUGGGGGGUGAUAGAGAUGGAAAUCCUAAUGUGACAGCUAAGGUCACAAGAGAUGUAUCUUUAUUAUCUAGAUGGAUGGCUAUUGACCUUUAUAUUCGGGAAGUUGACAGUCUCAGAUUUGAACUAUCUAUGACUCGGUGCAGUGACAGGCUGUUGAAAGAGGCACAGGAUAUUCUGAAAGCAGAAAAUUCUUUGGAGGACAGGCAUGAUAGUCAAGGAACCAGAAGUCAGCUCAAGUUUAGUAGCCAACAGUCUCGAUCUGUUCCAAUGCAGCUACCUGCUAGUCCUGACCUACCUGCCUGUGCUGAUCGCGAUAAUGAUGGAUCUCGAUAUCCCAAACUGGAACUUCCAGGGACAGAUUACAUGCCAUUUAGUAAUACACUGUUCUGCUCAUUACAGGGAAAUCGUGGCCCAUCAAUCCCAAUAUCUCCAGCUAGCCAUCGCAGCACACAGAAUGGAAACGCAUCUGCUUCCAAUGCGUCUCCAUCUUCUGGGAUGCAAAGGGUUCCUUCUUUCUCGUCUGUUCAACUCACUGCUCAGAGGAAAAAAUUUGCAGAGUCUAUGAUAGGAAGGUCGAGCUUCCAUAAACUUCUUGAGCCAACUCCUGUGCAACCUGCAAUUGCUCCUUACAGGAUUGUUCUUGGUAAUGUAAAAGACAAGCUUCUGAAGACAAGAAGACGGUUGGAACUACUUCUUGAAGAUAUCCCAUGCGAAACCGAUCCUUGGGAUCACUUUGAAACUGCCGAUCAACUGUUGGAGCCUCUGCUUUUAUGCUACGACUCUCUGCAAUCAUGCGGGUCUGGGUUUCUAGCUGAUGGUCGUCUGGCUGACCUGAUACGUAGAGUUUCCACCUUUGGCAUGGUGUUGAUCAAGCUAGACUUACGACAGGAAUCUGGUAGACAUGCUGAGGCUUUGGAUGCAAUCACUAAAUUUCUGGAUAUAGGCACGUAUAGUGAGUGGGACGAGGAAAAGAAGCUGGAGUUCUUAACAAGGGAACUGAAGGGAAAGAGGCCAUUAAUUCCUUCUAGUAUUGAGGUUCCACCCGAGGUGAAAGAAGUAUUGGAUACCUUCCGUGUGGCUGCUGAGCUUGGCAGUGACUCUCUUGGAGCUUAUGUGAUUUCUAUGGCAUCCAAUGCAAGUGAUGUUCUUGCAGUGGAGCUUCUUCAAAAAGAUGCCCGUCUUUCUGUUAGUGGAGAGUUAGGGAGACCAUGUCCUGGUGGAACGCUCCGGGUUGCUCCACUGUUUGAAACUGUGAAGGAUCUGAGAGAGGCUGGUUCAGUAAUCAGAAAACUGUUGUCGAUCGAUUGGUACAAGGAGCACGUCAUCAAGAAUCAUAACGGCCAUCAGGAGGUGAUGGUUGGAUAUUCGGACUCUGGCAAAGACGCAGGCCGCUUCACUGCUGCUUGGGAGCUUUACAAAGCCCAAGAGGAUGUUGUGUCUGCAUGCAACGAGUUUGGCAUUAAAGUAACUCUCUUCCAUGGCCGUGGAGGAAGCGUCGGUCGUGGUGGCGGACCCACAUAUCUCGCCAUUCAAUCCCAACCUCCAGGCUCAGUAAUGGGCACUCUGAGGUCAACUGAGCAGGGAGAAAUGGUGCAGGCAAAGUUCGGUCUCCCAAACACAGCAGUCAGACAGCUAGAGAUCUACACAACUGCAGUUCUGCUCGCAACUCUGCGGCCACCACUCCCACCUCGGGAACUAAAAUGGCGAAGCCUGAUGGAGGAGAUAUCAAAGGUGAGCUGCCAGAACUACAGGAGCACGGUGUACGAGAACCCGGAAUUCAUCACCUACUUCCAGGAGGCCACCCCACAGGCCGAGCUGGGUUACCUCAACAUAGGCAGCCGUCCCACGCGCAGGAAGGCCUCGACCGGAAUCGGCCAUCUCCGCGCCAUCCCUUGGGUGUUCGCGUGGACGCAGACCAGAUUCGUCCUGCCCGCCUGGCUCGGUGUCGGUGCAGGACUCCAGUACGCUUGCGAGAAGGGACAUACCGAGGACCUGAAGGCGAUGUACCAAGAGUGGCCCUUCUUCCAAUCCACGAUCGAUCUCAUCGAGAUGAUCAUAGGGAAGGCCGACGCCUCGAUAGCGAAACACUACGACGAAGUGCUGGUUUCGGAGAGCAGGCAGAAGAUUGGGGAUGACCUGAGGAAGGAGCUGUCGUCGACGGAGAAGUACGUGUUGGUGGUGAGUGGGCACGAUAAGCUGUCGGACAACAACAAGAGCUUGAGGCGGCUUAUUGAAGGGAGGCUGCCGUAUUUGAACCCGAUGAACAUGUUGCAGGUUGAGAUUCUGAAGAGGCUGAGAAGGGACGAUGAUAACGUGAAGCUCAGAGAUGCUUUGCUGAUCACCAUUAACGGGAUUGCUGCUGGAAUGAGGAACACUGGUUGAAGAAAGUAACGCUGUGGAAAUUUUUGGUUGUCCGGACCGUUCUUUUUUUGGACGAAUGCGUACUUUUCUCUGGGAUCCUGAAGUUUUGUUGAGGUAUAUAACUAUAUAUACGUUUACACAGUAACGCAGAUCUGCUUUCUGUUAUCUUUUCUUGGAGUGUUUUCUUUUAUUAGAAGUGUCUAGGCGGUACGACCGAGUCUGAGAGUCCAGGAAUGGGUCCUAAGGUGAAGGGAGGCUGGGAGGGUCUUCUUGCCAAAGUCAGACUAACGGCUGCCAAUAUCUUUGGGCCCUGGGCUGAUCUUGUUCAUUGGGCUCGUAUUUUAUGAACUGUUAAGCAUAUAUGGGUUGUGCUGUUUCUUGUUGAUUUUGAGGAGUUGCAUCAAGUGGAUCUAUUUCUCUUUCUACUAUUGAUGGUGGUUGUGCUAUAGCCUUAUAGGAUUGUAUAUUGGAAAAAUUACGUUGUAUGUGAUGGUGAGCUUUUGUAUAAAAAAUCCCAGGCCGUUUUGGAGAGAAAUGAAUGAAACUGUAUGUUCAUUCUCUUCAGAGAUGGUCGCCUUCUAGGGGUGUUUAAACGGUUUAGUUACAAUGGUAAUCGUUUUAACUGGUA
Messenger RNA from Linum tenue, 4092 nucleotides. NCBI's taxonomy places the organism in Eukaryota, Viridiplantae, Streptophyta, Magnoliopsida, Malpighiales, Linaceae. The record is from the annotation of a GenBank genome assembly.